Messenger RNA from Ahaetulla prasina, 4386 nucleotides. RefSeq names its product ataxin 2 like (gene ATXN2L). The record is from RefSeq and is a predicted model, not a curated record. NCBI's taxonomy places the organism in Eukaryota, Metazoa, Chordata, Lepidosauria, Squamata, Colubridae. The transcript has 23 exons. Gene Ontology annotation, cellular component: cytoplasmic stress granule. The coding region runs from base 929 to 3985 and encodes 1018 amino acids. Gene Ontology annotation, molecular function: RNA binding. Gene Ontology annotation, biological process: cytoplasmic stress granule assembly.
UCUUCCCCCCCCCCCUGCUUACUUCACAAGCAAGCGCGAGCCUGAUAGGGGACAGAGCCGUCCACUUCCCUCUGCAAGGAAGGGGUUUGAGACCGCUCGCGUCGCGGCCCUGAGCGCCAACAUCACGACCGCCCCCUCCCUCUUUUCUCUCUCUCUGUCUCUCUCUGCUGCGGCCUCGCUCUCUUCCAUCUCCUUUCCGCCUCUUUUCCCUGUCUCCGCGAGCUUGCCAUUCCCCUCACGUUGCCUGCGGGGCUCGAGACUUCUCCCCUCUUCUCUUUCCCGAGGCGCCGCCGCCUUUAACGGACGGGAAGCAGAAGCGGCCAAAGGACGCGCGUCCUCCUGGAGGGACUCAUCCCGCGGCGGCAGCAGCAGCAGGUGGGAUCGAGGCCCACGUUCUAGGCGUCUGUUUUGCUGACGCGCGCGCAGGCGAAGCCAACAGAAAGCAGGUGUGGGGGGCAGGACUGCUCGCUCUCUCUCGACCCCCCCCCCUCUUCCACUGUUUCGCAGCGCUUAACCCUUCCCCAUUUCCGCGACGGCCGGCCUGUCCGCCAGCCCGCCCGCCUGCCCGCCAGCCAGUCAGUCAGUUUCCCCUUCCGGGCCGGCAGGAGCGCACGGCGUUGCCUGUAUCGCGGAGCUUAAAAGUCUGAAACAGCCGGGCUUCUUGACUUGCCGCGGCUGCCUUGACGCUUAUUUUCCUCACUUUUCCGUUUUUGUUUUUUUAAGUCGCCGCUUUAGAAGCAGCGCAUAAAGUCAAACGCCCGGGAGGCGCGCACGGGGCGAGGGUCUCUCGGCUGCCUUCCGCUCGGCUUUUUUUUUUUUUUUUUUGGCUCUUUUUCCGCCCUCCGUUUCGCUCGAGGGCCUUGAACGCGUGCUGAGGAGAGAGAGCGAACAGGGGCGCCCGGCCCUUUUUCUCGCCGCCGCCAGCGCCAUGUUGAAACAACCGCUGCCGCCGCCCUCCCCUCAACCUGCUGCGCCUUCCUCGGGCCCCCCGCCUCCGACGCCGCCUCCGGCCGCCGCCGCUGCUACCGCCGCCGCCGCUUCCCGCAAAGCCAACCCACCGCCGGCCAGCCCCAACGGGAACCUCAGCCCCGGGGCCGCGGGCGGACCGAGAGCCACAAUGGUGGCUCCCCCGGGUAGCGGCGGAGGAGCCCCCCCUGGAGGAAGCGGCACCAGGGGCCAGAGUACAGGCAAAGGACCUCCACAAUCUCCUGCUUUUGAGGGUGUUUAUAACAAUUCCCGAAUGCUUCAUUUUCUAACUGCAGUUGUGGGAUCAACAUGUGAUGUGAAAGUGAAAAAUGGAAGCACAUUUGAAGGAAUUUUUAAAACCCUGAGUUCUAAGUUUGAGUUGGCUGUGGAUGCUGUGCACAAGAAGGUGCCCGACCAGCCAGUAGGGCCGAGGAGGGAGGAUAUUGUAGACACUAUGGUUUUCAAGCCUGCUGAUGUCAUGUUAGUGCACUUCCGCAAUGUUGAUUUUAACUACGCCACCAAAGAUAAGUUCACAGAUUCUGCCAUCGCCAUGAAUUCUAAAGUGAAUGGGGAGCACAAAGAAAAAAUACUACAACGCUGGGAAGGGGGAGACAGCAACAGUGAUGAUUAUGACUUAGAAUCAGAUAUGUCUAAUGGCUGGGACCCAAAUGAGAUGUUCAAAUUCAAUGAGGAAAAUUACGGUGUGAAGACAACAUAUGAUAGCAGUCUUUCAUCAUAUACAGUCCCUCUUGAAAAAGAUAAUACCGAGGCUUUUAGGCAACGAGAGGCCAGAGCUGCACAGCUGGCACGAGAAAUUGAGUCAAGCCCACAGUAUAGACUGCGUAUUGCAAUGGAAAAUGAUGAUGGGCGCACAGAAGAAGAGAAGCACAGUUCAGUGCAAAGACAAGUGUCUGGAAGAGACAGCCCCAGUUUGGCUUCCAGAGAGGGCAAAUAUAUCCCACUUCCCCAGCGUGUCAGAGAAAGCUCCAGAGGAGGCAUACGCUGCAGUAGUUCUAGAGGAGGGAGGCCAGGCAUGGGGUCCUUGCCACCCCGUGGGAGUUCACAUCAUUCAGAAAGCAACACUGGCUCUGCUCCAGAGCAGCGAGGUAUCAAUGGAGGUCCAUCUAGAAUGUCUCCAAAAUCUCAACGACCCAAUCGAGGGGCCAAGAAUAUGUCUUCCCCGACCAGCCGACCAAUGGAAGUCUCUGCUGCAUCGCCUACAGUGGGCCGUCUCUAUGCUCCUCGUUCUCCGAAGUCUGCCUCAACUGUUCCAGUCUCUUCUCAAGAUCCCCCUGUGGGACCAGCUAUCCCUAUUGCUCCUGCAUCACCUUCUGAAUCAAGGACUACUAUGGAAUCGAGUGCUUCCCCGACCCCACCUUCACCUAAAGUCCCAGCAUCUAUCCCAGUAGCUGCUGUUGAAGUUAAAGAGGUGCCUAGCUCUGCCACCAAAGAAGCCGGCAGGACUGUAGAAGUUAUGGGGUCCUCAGACUUGGUCAAACAGACUAGCAAAGGUCUCCAAAAUGAGCAAAAGAGGAAUCAGCUCGAGGAGUUGAGGAAGUUUGGAGCCCAAUUUAAGUUACAGCCCAGCUCCUCUCCAGAGGCCACCCAUGACCCCUUCCGGCCAAAAGAGUCUCUUGAAGGGAAAGUAAAAGACAAACUGCCAGAGGUGUUGGUUGGAGCAGGCAAUUCAUGUGAAGUGUCUGAAGAGUGUCCCAAGCCCAGCCUGGAUUUCUGUGAAGGUAGCAGCAAGGAGGAGAAAGGAUCCUCUGAGGUCCUGGAACGCCAGACCCAGACUGCCAGUCCUCUGGGUAAAGGAGAAGCAGAGGACAAGGAAGAUGGUCCUGUCUCAGAGCAGGUGAAGAAAUCAACAUUGAAUCCUAAUGCAAAAGAAUUCAACCCCUCAAAGACACUUCUUUCUGUGAACAAAUCAACAAGUACGCCUACAUCACCAGGGCCACGCACCCAUUCCACACCCUCCAUCCCAGUGAUUACCCCAGGGCAAAGUGGCAUGUACAGCACACAAUAUAUUUCUUACAUCCCACAGAUUCACAUGAGCCCAGCUGUGCAGACACCUCAGAUGUACCCCUAUCCUGUUUCCAAUUCUGUGCCCGGACAGCAGGGGAAAUACCGAGCUAAAGGGUCUCUACCUCCCCAGCGUUCAGACCAGCAUCAGCCCACCUCAGCUCCUCCCAUUAUGCAAGCAGCAGCAGCUGCGGGGCCCCCUCUGGUGGCUGCUACUCCAUACUCUUCAUACAUCUCUUACAAUCCCCAGCAGUUCACAGGACAGCCUACUAUGAUGCAGCCCAUGGCCCACUAUUCCUCACAGCCUAUGUUUGCCCCCAUGCUGCAGAGUAAUCCCCGUAUGAUGACAUCUGGCAGUCACCCCCAAGCUAUCGUCUCAUCAUCUACUCCACAGUAUCCUCCGGCCGAACAACCUACACCCCAAACUCUUUAUGCCACAGUGCAUCAGUCGUAUCCCCAUCAUGCCACACAGCUGCAUCCGCAUCAGCCUCAACCAGCUACCACACCCACGGGCAACCAGCAGCAAACACAACAUGCCGCCCCCAGCCCUGUGCAGCACCAAGCUGGACAGCCCCCUCAUUUGGCCAGUGCUCAGCAGCAGCAGAACCUAUAUCACACAGCUACACUGACGGCUACACCACCAUCCAUAACCCCGGGGCCCAGCGCUCAGUCUCCACAGAGCGGUUUUCCACAGCCGACAGUUUAUGCCAUUCAUGCCCAUCAGCAGCUGCAGCACGGAUACACCAACAUGGCCCAUGUCACUCAGGCCCAUGUCCAGACUGGAAUUGCAGCUGCCCCACCACCUCACCCUGGGGCUCCCCAGGUCAUGUUACUGCACCCCUCACAGACUCAUGGUGGACCCCCUCAAGGAGGUGUGCCCCAGAGUGGUGUGCCCACGCUUUCCGCCUCCACACCAUCCCCCUACACAUACAUAGGGCACCACCAAGUUCAGUCUCAUCCCUCCCAGCAACUUCCAUUCCACACCCCUGGGAAUUGAUGUCCACGCUUCUCCCUGUGACCUGAGACCCCAGCCAGCUAUGGCUCUGUUGCUGACCCCCAUCCCCACCCCCAAGCCUGGGCCAUCCCUUGUGCCCAAGGCAGAGGCCCCUGAAGGGAUGCAGUCUGGCCCAGCCCCUUUUGGCAAGCACCUUUCUUUCUGUUGGUUUAAUGAAGCCUGCCCAAGUUACUUGUUGACCAGCAGGAUGGAGCAAGACCCCUUUCUAUUGCCCAGAGAAGGGCAGGGCAGUUUAUUUUCUUUUAUUUAUAACUCCAUUGGGGUUUCUAGAGCAAAUGCCACUUUCCCACAUUGACAAGGACAUGACCAUAUGGACAAAUCUUGACUUUUUAUUAAGUAAAAAUAUUUAAAAAGUUAAAAAAAUAAAAAUUUAAACUAACUAA